AUGGUCCUUUCACCCGCGAUCCGUGUCGCGAGGACAGCUUCUCAGCGCUCGACGUCUCUGUUGCGAGCAAUUCAGUUCGGCCAUCCUCCCAGCUGCCCUUGUCAUUCGAAUCCCAACCAUCACCAUGCUCCUGCAGCUUUUGGUGAGGCCCGAAGAAGACUAGCGACUCCCAUUGACAGCUCGCGAUCCAAAGAGUAUGCGUUCGAGAUGGCCGCCAGCUCGAUCCGCUUCGGACCUGGCUGCACAAAAGAGGUGGGCAUGGAUUUCAAGAAUCUAGGCGCCAAGCGGGUCUGCGUUGUCACGGACGGGAAUGUGUCCAAGUUGAACGCCAUGAAGCAAGUCGUUGAAGGGUUGACCAACGAAGGGAUCGAGUUCACCGUCUACGACAAGUGUCGGGUCGAGCCCAAGGACAGCUCGAUCAAAGAUGCCAUUGCUUUUGCCAAACCAUAUCAGCCAGAUGCUUUUCUCGCUGUGGGAGGAGGUUCGGUCAUUGACACGGCCAAAUUGAUGAACUUAUACACUUGCUUCCCGGAUGCGGACUUCCUGGAUUUUGUCAAUGCGCCCCUCGGUAAGGGGUUGCCAAUCACAGGAAAACUCAAGCCGCUUGUGGCUGUCCCGACUACGGCUGGCACAGGGUCAGAAACGACGGGAACAGCUAUCUUCGAUCUGGUUGAGAAGCGGGCCAAGACCGGUAUUGCCCAUCGAAACCUCAAGCCUACACUGGGCGUUGUGGAUCCACUCAAUACUCGCACUAUGCCAUCAGCUGUUCAUGCUUCUUCUGGCUUGGAUGUGCUGUGCCACUCACUGGAAUCGUGGACCGCCAUCCCUUACCAUGAGAGAUCACCGAGACCCACAAAUCCAAUCAAUCGCCCAGCCUACCAAGGCGCAAAUCCUAUUUCGGAUAUUUUCUCGUUGAAUGCCCUGAGAUCGACAGUCAAAUACUUGCCCCGAGCAGUCAAAGAUCCCGAAGAUCACGAAGCCCAAAGCGAAAUGCUUCUUGCAGCGACGCUGGCGGGUGUCGGCUUUGGCAAUGCUGGUGUCCAUCUUUGCCACGGCAUGAGCUACCCGAUCAGUGGUCAGAACCCCGGCUACAAACAUGCUGGCUACCAGGUUGAGACACCUAUAAUCCCCCAUGGCGUCAGUGUUGCUGUAACUUCUCCGGCAGUAUUCAAAUUCACCGGUCCAAGCAAUCCGGAGCGGCAUCUGGCUGCGGCAGAAGUGUUUGGCAAGGAUAUCUCUAACGUCAAGAAGGAAAGCGCUGGCGAAGUUCUGAGCGAAGCAUUGACAGAAUUUCUCAUCGGCUUGGGAGACCAACCUCGAGGCUUGAAGCAUUUGGGUUUCACGCGUGAGAGCAUUGACGAUUUGGUGGAGGGAACACUGCCUCAACAGAGAGUCCUCAUGUUGGCACCCAAAUUGAGCGCGGAAGUGAACGAGGAAAGAGAACAGCUGAGGGGAUUGUUUGAAGAGGCACUGGAGUAUUGA
Fonsecaea multimorphosa CBS 102226 is the source of this 1482-nucleotide messenger RNA. RefSeq lists its product as uncharacterized. The record is from RefSeq and is a predicted model, not a curated record. The transcript has a single exon. Bases 1 to 1482 code for a protein of 493 amino acids. Lineage: Eukaryota; Fungi; Ascomycota; Eurotiomycetes; Chaetothyriales; Herpotrichiellaceae. Gene Ontology annotation, molecular function: alcohol dehydrogenase (NAD+) activity; metal ion binding. Gene Ontology annotation, cellular component: mitochondrion.